GUUGCUUGCGAGCCAUAGAUUAUUUUGCGAGUGUAAAUUGAAGUUGGCAGGUUUUGCACUUUCACAGAUCGUAUGGGAACCAUUCUUGUAAGAUGCAGAGGAUAUGUUUCUUUCUUUUUUAGCUUUUUUCUGUAUAUUGUGACUAAUAGCUGUUCCUGACUUUCUUUUUUGUCGAUGUUGCAGUUCUUAUCCUACUUACUGUAGCCACUUGAGCUUUGAAGUUCCAUCACUUGAUAAGGUAAAAACACAGGUUACAUUAUCCUCAACAGGGAUGAAAUGAGACUUAAUACUUCCUUUUAAAAACUCUGGCUGGGCCAACUAUCAUAUUUUUGUGCACUAUGAAAUAGACGUGCAUUAUAUUCCUGACUCUUUGGAUCUCAUGUCGCAUCUAUCUUUCGGUUGUUUCAGCUGCAUGUAUAAAUAUUCUUAGUCCAGUUAUUUAGCUGUAUAAUAUAACAAGAAAAUCAUAUGUCGAUUUGGAUAAAAUUUGUGCAGUUGUUAAUAAUUUUACGGAGUGGCUUAAUUAUGCAUACUGACAUAUCAAACUUCCAAAAGAAUAAGAUUUUGUUAAAGUUCAUUUGGUAGUUUGUGUUGAUUCAUUGGGCAUGAUUUCAAAAUUUUGACACCAGUGCUUUUUUGCAUAUUUUCUUUAUAUUUGUCAAAUUAUUGAAUUUUUUUUUGUGCUACAUGAAUCACUACGAAAAUUUUAGCAUGACUGUGUUUCUUGUUUAUUAUGAAUUGCACAUGACCCCAUUUUGGGGUGAUCAGAUUUUUUGAAAUGAAACUAUGUGCUCUGUGUUAUUCUUUAGACUAGAGAUUUUUGUCCUUGUGAUCCAUGGUUUUUGAAAAAUUGCUAAUCAACGAUAUCAGAUUCAUGAAAUAGCAUAAAGUCACUGUGCAAUUGAAUCCUGGAAAAUUAGUUAGAAUUAUUAGAUGCUUGGUCGUUUCAGUCAUCCUUUUCCUGCAUUGUCUAGGAGACAGCUCUAUCCAACUAUUUUUAUUCUAUUAUGUCAUUUAUAAAGGAUUAUUGUAUGUUUGUUUUUCACAAACGUUCUCAAAUGCCUAUAAACCAAGCUGGGUUUUCCAAUGUAAUCGGUUGGAAUUUUUUCAUGGUUUUUGAUAGAUAUAUUAACUUCUUAAAAUUGCUACUUGCUAGUUGGGGAGUCUCGUGUCUUUUAGGCCUGUAAACCAGUUGAACCUGAUCGGAUCAGCUCAGAUAGGAUUGGAUCUCAGAUCAAAUCAGUCUAGACCUGAUCCAUUUACAGGAUCAGUUUGGUGCCAUGUUGAUGGCAAAUGGGUGUUUUUGAUUUUUUUUUUCUUGCUUCUAAGAACUUUAACAGUCAUGUUUGUGCGUGAUCUUGUCCUUCUAUUAGGAUUUAGUCGCAUAGUUAUAUUACAGAAAAUGUUAUUGAGUUAUGGUCUUUGCAGGCUUCCUUAAAAACGCUGAGGUAUUUAUUAAUCAGUUCUUUUACCUGUUGGAAGCUAUAGUAUCCUCACUUCAUUGCAUUGGACACUUAUCACAAAAGCAGCGACUCCGAAGUUUGAUAACUGGAAACACAAAUCUGACCUUUAAAUCCCUUUCCUGCCACAACACCUAAGCCCGUGAAUUCUCUUUCUUUUCAGGACCGUUACACCAUCAACGAUUUCUCCUACCUCUCCAAUAAGGUAUCCGUGGCUCACAUUCGACCAGUCAAUGCUCGUCACCCAGGCUAUUGAAUGGUAUUUGUUAUAAUAAGCUCCAUUUAGACUAUCUGCAUCGUGAAUGACAGUUGACUGCAUAAGUAGCUGGUUUUGUGGUUUUAUGUUUGGAAUCCCUUCAUUCUUCCCACGCUUUUGCUUCUUCGUCUCAUUUAUCUAGCAAUAUUGUCUCACAUGUCUCAUACUUCACACUUUCCAAUCUAACCUUAUUAGUUCUAGUUUGUCACAGCCGAAAGCAAAGGGAGAAAUAAUUGAAUUCUUUCCAGCCAAUUCUGACAUAAAAAUUAGCGUACUACAUCUUCUUUGGAGAGACUAAACUUAAGAGGCCAACUCUUUGGUUAAUUUUAGUGUCACUGUAUGAGACUUCUUUGCCUAAAUCCUGUAACAUGUCAUUGUCAAAAACUAGACACUUUUGCAGCAAGCUCUGUUCCCUUCAUGUUUGAUGUAGCAGAAACCUCUCCCUUUUGUGCUAAUUAGCACACUGGUUUCAGAGCAAAAGUCCCAUUCACAUGGGCUCCUUUUGGUUGUAACCCAGGUUCAUGGUGCAACAUUAUCUUUUAGAUUCCAAUCACUUUAUCUGCCUCUUAGUUGGAUCCAUUAUUGCCUUCCUUUACCACCACCAUCUUUAGUUUGAGGUCCCUCGUCAGCUCAGGGAAGAUAUCAGAUAUAAAGCAUGCAUUAUGAAGGUGAGCUAUUGAGUUGUUAUAUUUGUUAUUUGAUAUUUUUCCGACGAAACCUUACUAAUUUUCUACUUCACUUUUCUAUUCCAUGAAUUUAUACCUAUAUUCUAACAUAGGAAUGAAGUCAGUGGAUCAUGUGAAGUGCAGAGUCUACAUGAACAGCUCUCUUCCUUACGUGUGUAACAUGGCACUGCUCUGCUCUGCUCUUUUGUGCACGUAACAGGCAUCCCCAACCAUUACAAGCUGUGGCUUGCAAGAGACGGGGCGAGAUGCUUUACGUCUCAAGCCACGAUCUACGGAUCGGACGGUCACGAUGGGGAGGAGAAGAAUCCAAAAGCCCUAAAACUGGUGCCGUUCAGGAGAUGGACGUCUGAGAUCGGCCCAUCAGGACUCCUAGAUGCGUGUUUCCACACCAUGGGCUGCCAUAAAUAGCGAGCGAAGGUCGCCUCCUUCCUCAGCAAGCAAAAGGCGCGACAUGAUAUAUACACGAAAAAUUAGCGAGGAAGGCAUCCACCACCGCCUUCAACUCCGUCUCCAUCCUUCGCCGUCACCGCCUCCUCUUCUUCCUUCCAUCUCCCACUCGAUCGAACACAAGUUUCAAGUCAUGCUGAGUUUUCACUACCCUUUAAUCCAAUGAAGAUCUACUGUUUCACAAGCUGGUUCGAGAAGGUCGUCACCAAAGAUCUCAUUUUGGUGGAGCAUCCACACUGUGAGACCUGCACCUGAUGUUGGAUUCCGUUCGUACUCGAUGGAUGGCAUGGAUGUGGCCCGAGAACGGGAACUUGCAUGUUAUAAGGCCAACCGUGUGUGAGACUUGGUUGGUCUGUGAUCCGGGGUACUCGGUCGCGGCCCUGUGGUAAUUAACAGAUUGUGUUCGGUAGAGUUCGAAGAGAGCCACCAAAGACGUCGAUGCGAUGACGAAUACUGCCAUGGAGGAGGAUCCCCACAGUAAUGUCAGCAGCAGCAGGGACAGGUACGCUGAGUUCAUGAAGGACUCCUGCUGCGCCCGCUACUUCCUCGGGCCGAACCCCUCCAUUGCGAGGUUCGUCUACGCUCUCAUCUUCCUCGUCACCUGCCUCCUCGCGUGGACCGUUCGAGACUAUGGCCGCAAUGCCCUCUCCGAGCUCGAGAGACUCAAAGGUUGUCAUGGUGCUCGAUAUUGUUUAGGCGCGGAAGGUGUACUCCGCGUAAGCUUUGGCUGCUUCUUAUUCUUCUUUGUCAUGUUUCUGUCCACCAUGGGGACGAAGAAACUAGAAGACUCUCGGAAUUUGUGGCACUCCGAAUGGUGGCCUGCCAAGAUCAUCAUUUGGAUUGUCUCCAUGGUGGUACCAUUCUUCAUACCCUCUGCAUUUAUCCAGCUCUAUGGGAAAUUUGCACACUUUGGUGCAGGCGCAUUUCUUAUGAUUCAGCUUAUCAGCGUAAUCAGUUUUAUAACUUGGCUAAAUGACUGCUGCCAAUCUGAGAAAUAUGCAAAGAGAUGCCAGUACCAAGUGAUGGUUCUCUCAGCCACAGCAUAUGUUGCAUCCAUCUCAGGAAUUAUCUUGAUGUAUAUCUGGUAUGUGCCCAGUUUAUCCUGCAGCCUCAAUAUCCUCUUUAUCACCUUGACCCUGGUGCUUCUACAACUCAUGAUCCUCACAUCAUUGCAUGCGAAGGUUAAAGUAGGAUUUCUGGCACCAGGGCUGAUGGGAAUGUAUGUUGUGUAUCUUUGCUGGAGUGCAAUCAGGAGUGAGCCACAGACAGAGAUCUGCAAUAAGAAAGCAGAAGUUGCGACAAGUGCAGAUUGGCUUACUAUUGUGAGCUUUGUUAUUGCUGUCCUUGCAAUAGUCAUUGCAACAUUUUCAACAGGGAUAGACUCCAAAUGCUUUCAGUUCAAGAAAACUGAAGCAGAGUCAGAAGAUGAUGUUCCCUAUGGGUAUGGCUUCUUUCAUUUUGUCUUUGCUAUGGGAGCAAUGUACUUUGCCAUGCUAUUUGUGGGAUGGAAUGCACAAAACACCAUGCAAAAGUGGACAAUAGAUGUUGGAUGGGCCAGCACUUGGGUCAGAAUUGUCAAUGAAUGGGUAGCAACACUUGUCUACAUAUGGAUGCUGGUUGCACCCCUUGUGUGGAAGAGCAGAAGGCAAGCAGAUCCAGUAUAGGACAUGAGGAUUGUUCUUGAUUUCUUGUGUAGAGAGUACAUAGGGAACUGCUGCUUCUUGUGUAGAGAGUUUCAUAGAAUCAUCAUCAGCUCCAGAUCUCUAUAUGUCUAGCAACUGCAUUCUAGCUGGUACAAGUUAGAUUGUCUCAAGCAUCACCCACAACACAGUGGUAUUGAGUUCACAGCAUCAGUUGUGAUGGAUCCCAAAGCAUUCUUUGGAGACUUUAUGAGUUGGCUGCAGGUUUCAGGCUGUGGGUGUGGAUGCAAUGGCAUACACAUCCUCUGGAGUUGCUCAAGAGCCAGAAAGGAUUGUAUAUAUCGCAUAUCAAUUCUUUAAGAAUACUAGAAUCUCAAAUUCAUAUAAGCAGGGAAAUGUAAUAGGGUUGUGAUGUCCAAAUGGAUGUCUGAGUCUAGUAUAGCUGCUGUUUGGUGCCAUCUCAGAAAUGCAUAUUUCUGCAUCUUCCUGGUAGGAAAGCAGAAUUCUGAUCCAAACAUGUUGAGCAAAAUGUAACAGAUUCUUUUUCUUUCCAUUAUAUUAUGAUUUCCUGUUCUUGUUACAAA
Messenger RNA from Musa acuminata AAA Group (dessert banana), 5073 nucleotides. RefSeq lists its product as uncharacterized. Lineage: Eukaryota; Viridiplantae; Streptophyta; Magnoliopsida; Zingiberales; Musaceae. The coding region runs from base 3293 to 4513 and encodes 406 amino acids. The transcript is spliced from 14 exons. The record is from RefSeq and is a predicted model, not a curated record. Gene Ontology annotation, cellular component: membrane.